CGGAAGCGCGCGGCGGAAGCGGAAGCGGAAGCGGAGCGGGGGCAGAGAUGGCGGCGGCCUGGGGCAGGCUCGGGGCCCUCAGCGGAGCCGCCGCCAUGGCGGGCGCGGCCUACGGGGCCCACGGGAUGCGCCGCAGUGACCGGGACGAGUACCAGAAAGAGCUCUACGAGACCGCCAAUCGCUACCACCUCCUGCACAGCCUGGCCCUGCUGGCGACGCCGCACUGCCGCCGCCCCCACCUGGCCGGCUCGCUGCUCCUGGCGGGGCUGGGGCUGUUCUGCGGCCCCUUCUACUACCACGGCCUCACCGGGGACCCCAAAUUCAACCGGGCGGCGCCGCUGGGGGGGACCCUGCUGAUCCUGGGCUGGGCAGCCAUGGCCCUCUAGCGACCCCAAAAACGGGG
This is a messenger RNA of Motacilla alba alba, 403 nucleotides long. RefSeq names its product transmembrane protein 256 (gene TMEM256). The record is from RefSeq and is a predicted model, not a curated record. The coding region runs from base 48 to 386 and encodes 112 amino acids. The transcript is spliced from 4 exons. NCBI's taxonomy places the organism in Eukaryota, Metazoa, Chordata, Aves, Passeriformes, Motacillidae.